This is a messenger RNA of Venustampulla echinocandica, 666 nucleotides long. Its product is annotated as Acyl-CoA N-acyltransferases (Nat). NCBI's taxonomy places the organism in Eukaryota, Fungi, Ascomycota, Leotiomycetes, Helotiales, Pleuroascaceae. The coding region runs from base 1 to 666 and encodes 221 amino acids. Gene Ontology annotation, molecular function: acyltransferase activity, transferring groups other than amino-acyl groups. The record is from RefSeq and is a predicted model, not a curated record. The transcript is spliced from 3 exons.
AUGGCGCUCAAACUCCAUGAAUUGAGAAGCGACGAUGAGUUCGCGAAGAUCGUCGACGUCGAAAAUGCAGGUUACGCUGACCCCUUUAAUGGCUUCUGGGAGAUCUUGAAAGGCCCUUCGCCAGAAGAGCUUGCUUCCCGGCAAGCACUAUGGCAUCGCCAUGAUCCCGGCAGCCACUGGCUCUACGUUACUGACGAGGAGACUGGUGAGGCCAUUGGUGCUAUGGAAUGGAAUGUCUACGAGACGAAUCCAUAUGAAGCGGGUCCUCCAGUUCUCGUGGCAGAUUGGUGGCCCGAAGGUACUUUGAAAGAGUUGUCGGACAAUGUUAUCGCCGUCUUCUUGAAAGAUCGACCGAAGAUCAUGGGCAGACCCCAUUUCCUGAUCAGCUACUGCGUCGUACGUCCCGGACAUCGGCACCGUGGGGUUGCAAGCAUAAUGAUGAAGUGGGGUCUGAAGAAGGCGGAUGAAAUGGGUCUCGAGAUAUUCGUCGAGUCAACUGAAGAUGGAGAAGGCUUCUAUAAGGCUCAUGGGUUCGAAGUCAUCGACAAUCUGCUGCUGGACGCUGAGAUACCCGAGCCCAGCGAAGAGUUCACCGCGCUGAGGAAGAAGCUGCUACCCGUGCCUGGCUUCGUGAUGUUACGGCCCGUCGGAGGAAAGAAAGCUUAG